Polistes canadensis is the source of this 2980-nucleotide messenger RNA. RefSeq names its product cell adhesion molecule 2-like. The record is from RefSeq and is a predicted model, not a curated record. NCBI's taxonomy places the organism in Eukaryota, Metazoa, Arthropoda, Insecta, Hymenoptera, Vespidae. The transcript has 6 exons. Bases 816 to 1712 code for a protein of 298 amino acids.
CAUUCUCACCCUGGUGAUAGGAGGAGGGACAGAGAGGGAAGAUUUUGCAGCGAUCAUCGACUUGGAGAACGGCGCAGUCGCCUAGGAACGAACCAAAAGCCGACUUUCUCUCUCUCUCUCUCUCUCUUUUCUCUCUUUCUCUAUUCCCGGGUAGAAGCGUCGCUAGCUUCGCGAACUACCACCAUCAACUGCCACCGGUAGCGGUAGCAGUGGAGGCGGUGGCGGACGCACCACCACCACCACCAGCACUCCAUCAAUAUCACCAUCGGCCCAUCACCAUCGGCCCAUCACCAUCGGCCCAUCACCAUCGGCCCAUCACCAUCGCCCCAUCACCAACAAGGAAAAGCAGUGGUCGUCGUCGCGUGUCCCGCUUUACCACCUCCUCUUCUAUUCGGCGGCUGCUCCGCCGAUGCCGCAGUACCGACUGCUUGCCGCGGAAGGUGGAAACCUGUGUAAUGCAACUCUAUACGUAUAUAGAUUUUCAAUUAGUCAAGUGGGCUGACCAAUAAGGAAGAAAAUUAUGUGCUACCCCGAAGGAGGAAGAAACACUUAAAGUCUUUUAUUGACGAUCCUCCGUGUUCCAUCCAAAUUCAGGAGAACUGGAAUCGAUCCGAGAAGGUGCCCGAGAAGGUGCCCGAGAAAGUGCCUCAUCUAGACGCUAAUGUCCUCGAAAAGAAUAAGAAAAGACGAAAAAGGGAAAGGCCACCUUGGAGCCAUGGAAAGAGUAAGAGUAUCGUGAAAGAUUAUUUUGUGGAAAAGUCCAUGAUCGGUUUAACGAUUCACCGACCUGGAGAACGAGAACCACUCGCGAGAGGAUGCUGCGCUACGUGGACUCGUUUCGCACGGUCCUACCCUCGAGAUUCAUUCUUCUCUCCCUAUUACACAUUUAUUCAGAUAUAACAGCCCUUCGUAUGACGACGCUACAGAUACCGCAACACGUAGUUUUCAACGAAACCAUUCGUAUGCAGUGCAACUUUAGUCUGGACAACGAGCUGCUGUAUUCGGUGAAGUGGUACAAAGAUGGUCACGAAUUUUAUCGAUACGUUCCAAAGGACGAGCCAAUGGUACAAAUAUUUCCCGUCGCCGGCGUAAAUGUGAACGCGCAUCAUUCGACGGAAAGAUCCGUCGUUUUAAACAAUGUGGAUCUUUCCAGUUCCGGAAGGUAUCGAUGCGAGGUGUCGGCCGAAGCGCCAGCUUUUCAAACCGUUUCCGAGCAUGCCGACAUGACGGUAGUCGUCCUACCGAAUGAAGGUCCACUAAUAUCAGGUGGUCGAUCGAGAUAUCAGGUCGGCGACGUUGUCCGUCUAAAUUGUACAUCCGCGCCCUCGAAGCCAGCUGCUUUAUUGACGUGGUUCAUUAACGGCGAGCCUGCCGACGCGCUCUACUUGAAAGGUCCGCAUAUUACAGCUAUCGACGUGAGAGGAUUGGAAACAGCUGUUUUAGGUUUGGAAUUUCGAGUUGCCAGCAAACACUUUAAAAGAGGCGACAUGAAGCUUAAAUGCUUGGCUACGAUAGCCGCUGUUUAUCUUCAAAGCAACGAGGAAAGCGUCGAAGGAGACGAACGAAUUUUGAAAGCUCCUGUAAUGGAGAGCCGCGAAACCAGAGCACAAAGUCAUAUUCGCAACGAUUUGAUCAGUGGAUGUUCAGCCAAAGUUUUGCUGAAAUGGAAAAUCCUCCUCAUCUUUAACAUAGGAAUCGUUUUUAUGCGAUAAUAACAAAAUUCACCGUCAACCCCCAGAGAUCCUGGCCAUCGAGGCGCGUCAAGUCGGAAAAUAUUAUAUUAUAGUAAUAUAAACGACACUGCGCCGAGAUACAUUUGUCAUUCCAUUGUAUUUAUCGUAUUCAAUCUUUAAUCCCACACAUACCAUUAUAUCUAUUAGUAUCAUUACAAUAUAUAUAUACUUAAUCGCGUGAGCAAAUACUUAACUUUGGCUCCGUGCGCGCUUCAUUGCGAUAAGUGGAAGUAAGUAUAAUAAUAUACUUACUUACGUACCUAUACGUUUUAGGCUCUAAAUGUAUUAACAUGCACGCGUGAAAAAUGAUAAAAAAAAAAAAAAAAAAAAAAAGGAAAAAAAAAGAGCGAUCGAAAUCCAUAUAUUCUCCUUCGACAUAUCUAAAGAAAAAAUAAUUCCUCUUUUCGUACCGCUGUUAAACGAUGGUCCAAACUAAAUCAUCGAAAUUAUAGGUACUUAUUUGUGUGCGUACCUGUAACCUGUAAUUAUUUUCUUUUCGUGUCAGUUCUUGGUUUUCCUCUAUACAAAUACCGUAUCGAUUCUAAUUCCUUUAUGCAAAUCUUAAAUAAUCGAAAAAAAGCAGUUGUUAAGUAACCACAUGAGAUGUAUUAUUAUAUCGAAAUCGUUUUAUCAUUCAUCUCGGAUAAGAAGAAACACAUAGAAAUACAAAUUAAUUCUAAGAUAGACGAUCUAUUGAAAUUCGUCUUAAGGAUUCAUUUGAAAAACGCGUAUAUAACAUAAUAACUUAUAAUAUUGUACUACGUGUCGAUCGUACUCUAUCGUUUAACAUCUUAUAUGACUUUUUCUAUGCGCAUCAUGAUUUAUCAUUUUGCAUUUGGUAAUAGCGACACAACAAAUGUUACUUACAUAAUAUGUUAGUGAGUAAGUAAUGAGAGAUAGCAGAAAUAUGAUAUUUAUAUGUGAUGUUGUAUUGUUUGUUAAAAUAAUAUAGAAGCGAAAUUUCGUAGGUCGAUUCCGCUGUUACGGUGCCGUUUUCUUAUGUAAUGUUUUUUUUUAUAUUAUCUUUCUAAGGACUAAAAAAGUCAAAUUCUUCUUUAAGACGAACGAAAAGGUCUUUAAUAAUAGAUUCGAUGUAUGAUAUUGCAUAUCGUACAAACUCUCCUCUGCUUCUCUCGUACGAAGCAGUUCGUUAAUAUCCCUAUAUAGAUAUAUAUGUUUUACUUUCUAAGUCUUCAUGUGCUCUUGUAAAUAUGUAAAUACUCUUCAUCGUUAUUAAAAAUUAUUCA